GAAGGACCAACCAAUCAGGACCGCGGAUUGUCGACAUGGGGUAAAACCCCCUCUGAGAAACGCACUCUCUUGUGGCAUCGAGAAGGAGUCGACGGCACGAGGUGGUCAAGAUGCGCCGCCGCUCAAAGGGCUGUGGAACUGGCCAAAGCCCAGUGCCGCGCGUUGCGUCGCGCUCGCCGCAUGCGCUAUGAGGACAGCGGUCCACAACGUUCAGUUCACAGAUCAGUUGGUCGCAAUUCAACGAAUAGCUGGGUGGACAAACAUGGGAAAAACACUGGGACCCACUCUCAUUUGGGAAAGGUGGCGAUGGCGUCGCAAGAUGCGCCCGAGACGAGCAUGCGCCUUCGGUUCCUUCAGUUCCUCGACAGUCGGCCAUGGCAUUACUUCAUCAUGGCACUUCUUCUUGUCGACUUCCUUGGCAACUGCAUCGUUGCAAGCGUCACAUCGACGGAGACGUUCUACCAUGCAGCCCGAACAACUCGCUUGGCGUCGGCAGCGUGCGCAAUCAUGCACCUCAUUGACAGCGUCGGUCGAGUAUGGAGUCUUCGACGAUCGUAUUUUCGCAACGCUGCCACGGCCAUUGACGGGUUGGCUGUUGUCUUGCUGCUCUUGACCCUCGCUGCGCGAUUUGUGUGGGCCGACGACGUCAAGAACGUUGUGCUUUCACAGGGCGGAUGGACGAACAAGUACCAACUCUUCCACGAAGUGCUCACGAAUCAAAAGGAACAGUACAUCGCGGCACUCUACUGUCUCGUUGUCGCGGGGCGAAUAUGCCUCAAACCCCGCGCGCGUACGUUUUCGAAAAAGCUGCACAAAUACGCAAAUCACGACAAGCUCGAGAUCAGUCUGCUAAGUUUGCGCACGGCGAUCCAUCGCAUUCCUGGAAUUCAGGCGGCGGUGGUGGAAUUGAUGGAGAUGGACUUGGCUAUGGUCUGCGGCCGCCAGGAUGGCAAUAUCAACCGCGAAGAGCUCAUGCGAUUCCUUCAAAAGGCCAUGCAGUACCGACCAAAGGAGUUGUCGGUCGAUGCGUUUCUCGCAUACUUGCGCCAAGUGGAUGCCACGUCCUCGAUGCAAAGCACCUACGGCGCAUACGAAGUGGUCAAGUCGACCUUUCGUCACUGGGCGUCCCAGCGCUUCGACCUGGCGCUGACGGUCCUCGUGGUGGUGCUGUAUGCGUGCAUUGUGCCAGGAUUGGCCUACUUCCUCCAGAUCUUGACCGACCAAGCGUUCCCUUGGUACAUCACGUUGGAUCCGGCCCACGAUAACCUAUGGGACAUCUACACGAUCACGAAUGUGACCAAACGCAUCGUGUACAAGGACGAGAUGGCGAACGAAAACAAUUUGAAUCCCAAGGAAAACAACUUGUUCAUAUUCGUGCCCCACGAGUCGCUCCAAUUUGGCCUGCUCGGACUCUUGGCACUGGCCGUCCCGUUUGUUGCGUGCGACUACGCCAUGGGAUAUUUUCAAUCCAAGAUGAUCGCGAAAGCGACGCAGCGAAUGCAGGACACCCUUCUGUCUGUGAUUUUGAGCCAACCGAUUCAAUUUUUCAACGAGCGCCCCGACGGCGACUUGAACAACUUGUUUCAGUCCGACAUUGCGCGCGUAAACGCCAUGUGGCAAGCUGUGUUUUGGAACUUGAUGCAGCCGAUCGUGGCGAUUGCAAUCGGGUUUGGAUUUCUAUUGUACGUGCAACCAGUGGUCGGGAUCAUGGCGUUUUCGUUCGCUGCGAUCGUCGUGUCGUCGGGGCCGCAGGGCCUCGCCGCGUCCAAGUCGGACGAUUUCGGAAAGAAGAACGCGAUCGUGUCGACCGAGUACCAAAACGCCAUUGCGUGUCAAAAGGUUGUCCGAGCGUAUGCGAUUCAAUCGUCGUUGCUCGCCCGCUUUGGCGCGUCGAUUCAAACGUUGGGGACGGCGCAAUUUGGAAAGGACUUUUGGAGCGGCAUUGUUCAGAUAUACAUUGAAAGCGCCAUGUUCAUCUUUGUGGCGGUCAUGACCGCGUGCCUUUCCAUCAAAGUUUACCACGGCGACAUCACUCCCGGCGAAUUCUUUGCCAGCGUCACAUUGAUCAACCGAGUGUCGACGCCAGUUAGCGUCUUGGGCGGAUUCAUGCGCGUAGCCAUUGGGAACGCCAGCAGCUUGCAACGGCUCGACCACGUGCUGCAGAUGGAGCCAAUGGACAACACCCCCUCGACGCCGCUGCCCAACUUGCAUCUGAUGCAAAAGAACAUUGCGCUGCACCACGUCAACUUCCACUACUCGACCGACCGACAGAUCUUGUUCGACGUCGACGUUGUGUUUAAAAUGGGAGAGUACAGCUGCAUCGUGGGGCCGAGUGGGUGUGGAAAGAGUACGCUCUUGGGAUGCCUCAUGCAGCUGCACCCCGUGUCGUCUGGCCGCGUCAUGAUAGACGGCGUCGAUUUGAAGCAGUUUUCCAGUCGAAGCGUGCGCGAUCAACUGGCAGUUGUGUUCCAACAAGGGGGCGUCUUGAACGGCACCAUCAUGGACAACAUUCGCUAUGGCCAGCCCACGGCAACGGACGACGAUUGCAAGCGCGCUGCCAAGUCGGCAGAGUGCCACAACUUCAUUGAGCAACUCAAGGACGGGUACGACACGGUUGUGGGACAGCACGCUCUAGUCAACUUGAGCGGUGGACAACUGCAGCGGAUCUGCCUGGCCCGCGCGCUGGUUCGAGAGCCAAGCGUGCUCUUGUUGGACGAAGCAACCAGUGCACUCGACGCCAGCACGGAAGCGAGCAUUGUCGCGACGCUAGAGCGAUUGACGCGCACGCUAAACAUGGCGGUGGUCAGCGUGACACAUCGAUUGAACACGGCGCGCAAUGCCGACAAGAUCGUCGUGAUGAGCAAUGGAAGCAUCGCCGAGUGCGGAAAGUUCAAUGAGCUGAUGGCAAAGCCGGACUCGAUCUUUGCGAGCUUGAUGCACAAAGUGGACAAUCUCUCGCCAUCGCAUGACCCGACAACCUCUCGCCAGUCGGCCUCACGCUCGUUCGGCGCGUACACGCACAACGAAGACAUUUGCAAUAUGAUGGAGACCCACCAAGCCUUGAUGGAGUACCAAAAGGCACUCAGCACGCGAUCGGAGGACGAAUUGUCCGCCUGGCAAGUUCGCAAGAGCAGUUCGGCCAAACGUCAACUGUCCCGCAUUUCGCGUCGCUCCGUUCAAAGCAACGACGACGCCCCCAACGACAUCACGACAACCACCAACCGCGACAGCUACAUCGUUAUCUAAGUUACAAAUCUACGCACUAGUCGUUGUUGCCCAGCCAAGAUGCGUUCAAAUAUACCAUUGAUCCAAGUCGAAACAGU
This is a messenger RNA of Aphanomyces invadans, 3323 nucleotides long. RefSeq lists its product as hypothetical. Gene Ontology annotation, biological process: transmembrane transport. The transcript has 15 exons. NCBI's taxonomy places the organism in Eukaryota, Oomycota, Saprolegniomycetes, Saprolegniales, Verrucalvaceae. The record is from RefSeq and is a predicted model, not a curated record. Gene Ontology annotation, cellular component: membrane. The coding region runs from base 181 to 3246 and encodes 1021 amino acids. Gene Ontology annotation, molecular function: ATP hydrolysis activity; ABC-type transporter activity; ATP binding.